Spodoptera littoralis (African cotton leafworm) is the source of this 303-nucleotide messenger RNA. Lineage: Eukaryota; Metazoa; Arthropoda; Insecta; Lepidoptera; Noctuidae. The record is from the annotation of a GenBank genome assembly.
AUGUUUUCCUUCACCGUUUGUCAGUGGUGUCUAGGUAAUCUUAGAAAGUGUAUAUAACUCGGAAAACGUCACAUUGGUACUUGCCGUUGGUAGGUUUCGAACCCGCACCCUCAUGCCUCCGGGCCACCACGACGAAUGCAUACAUUCAGCCUUUUAGGGAUUAGGGGUUUGAGGAUCGUUGGGGAUUCAGGAAUUAAGGAGAUUGUACAAAUUAUGGUUAUGGUUAAUAAAAUUGGGCCUCCGGUAACCUCACUCACACGCCGAAACACAACGCAAGCGUUGCUUCACGUCGGUUUUCAGUGA